This is a messenger RNA of Achroia grisella, 14585 nucleotides long. It is a transcript of the gene Dhc1, whose product is annotated as dynein axonemal heavy chain 5. Gene Ontology annotation, cellular component: dynein complex. Gene Ontology annotation, biological process: microtubule-based movement. Gene Ontology annotation, molecular function: ATP binding; dynein light intermediate chain binding; ATP hydrolysis activity. The transcript is spliced from 48 exons. The record is from RefSeq and is a predicted model, not a curated record. NCBI's taxonomy places the organism in Eukaryota, Metazoa, Arthropoda, Insecta, Lepidoptera, Pyralidae. Bases 1 to 14037 code for a protein of 4678 amino acids.
AUGAAUAAAUUAAGUGCUAAAGAAAAAGCGGAGGCACGCGAGAAUUUUGAAAAUCAGCUACGAUACGCAUUUGUGCAAUAUGAUAACAACACAGAAGAUGAUGAAGAGAAUACUGAGAAAAGGCGAGAAGAAUGCGAGCGCAAAGCGAGAAGGGGGGAAAUGGACCCCAGGUUGGAGUUCACAUUCCAACUUCUGAUAGACGGCACAGGUUUACCACGGCAUGCUAUAAUGGACCAUGUUUUCGAAGGGAACAUGUUGGAUGACAUCAAUCAGUUAUUCCUCCCGCACAUGAGAAAUAAACUUCUCUGGUAUUAUCAAGAUGUGGAGGAAGUGGAACAAAGAUCACAGGGUGACGCUGGUAAACCUCGACAACAAGGCCAGGGGAAGCAACCACCUCCUCAAGUUACCUUGAAGAAGAAGCUGUUCCUAUCAGAUGGCUGGGAUGUGAGAUUUACAGGAAUAUGUAUUUACAUGUUUAGAAUUAAUGUCAGUAAACAACUCCCAGAAGAAGGAUUUCAUAAAGAUUUAUUUUGUGGUAUUUUAAACGCCGAAAAAGUAGGAUUAGUGACGGCUAUAGAAAGAGUAAUGGAACAUGUAUAUAUGAACGCGCUGGCACAUCCUAGUAGUGAUGGUGAUGAAGACGAAACCAAAUUUCCUAUAGUGAAGAAUCAACUGCUGCCGGGGUUGAGGUCCUUUUGCAGUGCGUUGAAAGUAUGCGAGGAUGUCUGUAAUCAAACAAAUUUAUUCGAUGAUGGCCAAGCGCAUAUGGUAGAUAUUCAAGAUCCCAGUGAACUAAAAGAAAUGACUAAGAAUCCCAAUACAAUAACUAUGUUGGAGGAUCGUGUAACCGAAUGGAUAAAGAAAGUAAUGGAGAUACUGAGUGAAAGCGAACAACUUCGACGAGAAGUGGACUCAAGCGGACCUCAAGAUGAACUGGAGUAUUGGAAGAAGAGAGGAGCUCAAUUCUCACAGCUAGUCUCCUACUUACAAGAUUCAGAAGUUCAGCUAACGCUAACGUGUCUCCAACUAUCAAAUUCCAAAGUCAUAAGGAUUUGGCGAGAUACAGACCACAAGAUAACGUUUUGUUAUAAUGAAGCCAAAGACAAUGCCAAAUUCAUUCAAGCCAUGGAAAAAUGUUGCCAUUCUCUGUAUUUGGAUGACCCAGUCAAAAUUAAAGAUUCCAUACUGAGCUUGUUGCAAACAGUCAGACUGAUUCACAGCGUAUCACAGUUUUAUAAUACUUCAGAGAGGAUUUCUUCAUUGAUGGUGAAGAUUACGAACCAAAUGAUUGAUACCUGCAAACAAUAUAUAACGUGUCGAUUCAAAGAGACCAUAUGGUCACAAGAUCGACCUGUAGUUAGAGAAAAAUUAAUCCACUGCAUCAACCUUAAUAAGACCUACAGAGAAACCUAUUUAUUUGUAAAGAAUCAACCAUUUCUACCUAACACGGAGCAAUUCAGUUUCUCAGAGAAUUAUGUUUUCGGUAAAUUCGACACGUUUUGUAAAAGGUUAAACAAGAUUAUCGCUAUAUUUGACCUUAUGGACGAUUACAAUAAUCUAUUUGAGAAAAGAAUGGAAGGAUUACUCUUGGGAGAAGAUUUGGAAGAGGCCAUGCAUACAUUCGGAGAGGCUAAGAAAGCAGUGACUACGUGUCAAUACGACUACCUAGACUAUAGAAACAACGAGUUUGACAAAGACUACCGGAUAUUUGAGGAAAAGACAAAUGCACUUCGCGAAUCAAUAGGAAAUACAAUAGAAAUUAACUUCUCAAGCGUAUGGGAAACACCGCAGGGUAUUAAGUUCCUGACUAGAUUUGAAAAAGUUAGUCAAAAAAUUCUAAUUACGAAACUGAGUGAAAAGUACGACCGAGUACUGCGGUAUUGCGAAAAGGAGGUGGAUAAAAUAAUGAAAAUGUUUAAAAGACAAAAAGAGGAUCCACCGCUACCUAGAAAUUACUCGCCAGUCGCAGGUCGUAUUAAAUGGUCGCGUUGUUUGAUGCACAAUAUGACUGAAACUGUGGAGAGUGUGUGUGCUCACCCGGUGCUGCGCUCGCUGCCGGCGGCUGCCGACAUGAUGCGCAAGUAUACCAACACCAGGUCGCUCAUACACAACUACGAGGAAACCAUGCGAGCCGUCUGGAUGAAUCAGAAUUUAUGGGACGUGGACGAUAGUUUAAGCAACACAUUACUGAAGAUCGACGAGAGUGGCUGCAUCAGCGUGAACUUGGAUCACGCCAUCAAACUCCUUAUCAGGGAAUCCGACUGCCUCGUCAAGAUGGGCAUACAACUACCUAUCGUGUGCCACUCUCUAUACGCAAAGAAAAAUUAUUUUACACUUAUCAACGAUUCCUUACAGUUUCUUCUAGAGGACUACCUGCGAACAGUUCGCCGUGUAAUGUUGGAAGUACGUCCUCUCUUUCUGCCACAAGUGGUCCGCCUUUCUUCACUCCUGCUUCCCGGUCUUCGUUCCGUGAGCUGGACCAGUGAAGACUGGCAGGAAUUCAUCGACCGCGCAAAUGCGGCCAUCAAAUGCUUCGACGUUCUCGUAACUAGAGUCCAUGACAUAUACACGAACAGAAUAAUUUACGUCUUGUCUGGCAUGCAAGAAGUAACACUGAUAUGUUUACCAGAAGAAACACCUUGGUCCAUGGAUGAAUUUAUAGAUAUCGUCGAAACGGGGUGUCGGAAUGCGUGUGUUGAGUUGAAUCGUAAAAGUCUAAUGGUGGAAGAAGCUGUAGAAGAGGUUUUGGAUCUCGUGAAGAAAGCUGCUCAGCAAAUUAAACCUACCGAAAUCAAUCCGGACUUCGAGUUCCUAAUUGCCGAAGACGAGACCGCGGGAGGCAGCGGCACAGCCUCUUUAGCAAAUGAAUCAACGUCCAGCGGUCAGCAGGACUGGUCAGCUGUUUGGGAGUGCUUCGAGAAUCCGCAUAGACUUCUCUCCACUCCUGCUGGUGGUUUAUCAAAAGGCAUGCAGGAAAUGGUGAAAAAUGCAGUAAGCGAAAUGAGAAGAUACUACAGCCGAAAGGUGGUGGAUGUUUUAAUCAGGGUCACACGUAGGGCACUGGACCUAAUCAUCAAGCAGUUUUCUACGGAGCCAGCCGAUGAUGAUGUUCAAAAGAAGCCUAUAUUUCUGCUGCACGCUGCGCUUAUGAUACCGAACGUAUCUGUUAAGCCAACGUUGGAAGAAAUCCAAGACGCACUUGUGCUAGCCGGAAAGCACAUCUCGGGCUUGUCCAAGGGCGUCGCGCAGUGGACUGGUGGCAAAACUUCUAGGGUCCAAUCAGUGUCGGUACCUAUGGCCAUGGCGCAAAAAUCCUUGAAAAUGAUGGACGCAGCUAAAAUUAAAAGAAAGAAGCAUUAUAGACUGGAAUCAGAAGAGAAGCCCACCUUCCCUUUUCAACAGAAGAAUUUCUAUAGUCACGUGAUGGAUAAUAAAGAAAUAGUAAAAACACUAUCUUUGUUGUCGACAUGUUCACAAAAUAUUAAAACGGAAUUAAACACGCUAGUAAAACGUUGGCGGCCGUAUCACUACUUGUGGAAAUGCGAGAAAACUUUACGUCAAUUGCUAGCGUGGCAUCUCAAUGAUUUUGAAAUAGCUCUCAAGAGGCACAGCGAGCUAGAUGCCAAAUUGGCCACUGAACCAGAUGUGCUGGUCAUUGGGAACUGUCUCGCGGUGUCCACUGAAAAACUAAAGCUUGGCCUUACAACUGAACUCAAAAAUGGCACCCACAGAAUAAGUCAAGCCAUGCGUAAAAAAUACAAACGAGAAAUGGAUUAUGUUUACGCAAUCAUGAAUGAUCUGGAAAGAAAGCUUGAACGACCGAUCAGAGAUUUAGAUGAUGUCCGUACAAUAAUGGAAACCCUCAAGAAGAUCAGAGAACAGGAAGUCGAUAUGGAGCUGAAGAUUGACCCCGUCGAGGAGGCCUUCAAUAUAAUAACGCGAUAUGAACUACCAGUAAGCAAAGAAGAUCUAGACCAAGUAGACAACCUUCGUUACACUUGGCAACAGCUGCAAGCGACCGCGCUCGCAUCUCAUGUUCAACUUCUCGUAAUGCAGCCGCAGCUAGAGGAAGACCUCAGAAAUAACCUGGACAGGUUCAGGGACGAUAAUACAGACUACUGUCACGAAUACAGACACGCUGGUCCGAUGCAGUCGGGCCUCACGCCAAGGGAAGCGUCCGAUCGCCUGAUCCUCUUCCAGAAUCGAUUCGACGGUAUGUGGCGCAAACUUCAAACGUAUCAAAGUGGCGAGGAAUUGUUUGGUCUACCGCAUACGGAGUAUCCAGAAUUGGCACAAAUUAGGAAAGAAUUGAACCUGCUGCAGAAACUAUACAAGUUGUAUAAUGACGUCAUCGACAGAGUCAGCAGUUACUACGACAUACCCUGGGGCGAGGUCAACAUCGAAGAGAUCAAUAACGAACUCAUGGAAUUCCAGAAUAGAUGCCGCAAACUGCCUAAAGGGUUAAAAGAGUGGCCGGCCUUCUUUGCUCUGAAGAAAACUAUAGAUGACUUCAACGAUAUGUGCCCUCUGUUGGAGUUGAUGGCGAAUAAAGCUAUGAAACCUCGUCAUUGGCAGCGUAUCAUGGAAGUCACUAAGUACAACUUCGAGUUAGACAAUGAGGACUUUUGUCUCAAGAAUAUUCUAGAAGCUCCGUUGCUGCCGAACAAGGAGGAUAUUGAGGACAUAUGUAUAUCAGCGAUGAAAGAAAAGGACAUAGAAGCGAAACUACGGCAAGUGACGAACGAGUGGUCGGUGCAAGAAUUGACCUUCCAGACAUUCAAUAACCGUGGUGAGCUGCUCUUAAGGGGCGACACCACGGCCGAGUCUAUCGGACAGUUGGAGGACAGCCUCAUGAUUUUAGGCUCUCUCCUGUCCAACCGAUACAAUGCGCCAUUCAGAAAACAAAUACAACAAUGGCUAUAUGACUUACAAAGCACGAACGAAAUCCUGGAGAGGUGGCUGCUUGUACAGAACAUGUGGGUGUAUUUAGAAGCAGUGUUCGUCGGCGGCGACAUUGCAAAACAGCUACCAAAGGAAGCCAAAAGGUUUUCCAAAAUCGACAAGUCCUGGCAAAAGAUAAUGCAGCGAGCUCACGAGACACCUGGUGUGGUAUCCUGCUGUGUUGGCGACGAUCUCCUAAAGCAACUGUUGCCCCAUCUACAAGAACAAUUAGAACUCUGCCAGAAAAGUCUCAGCGGUUACUUAGAGAAAAAAAGAACGAUGUUCCCGAGGUUUUUCUUCGUAUCGGAUCCGGCAUUACUAGAGAUCUUAGGUCAAGCCUCCGAUUCGCAUACUAUUCAGAACCAUUUACUAUCAAUAUUUGAUAAUAUUCGAUACGUAAAGUUCCAUGAUAUUGAAUACAAUAAAAUGAUAGCAAUAGUGUCGUCGGAAGGCGAAGAAAUAAAGUUGGAGCGCCCUGUGCGAGCGGAGGGGUCGGUGGAGACGUGGCUUACGUCUCUUCUCCAGUCCGCUCAGGGUAGCCUACAUUCCAUCAUCAGGAACGCAGUGGCCUUCAUCAACGACCCUGCCUUCAAUCUAUUAAUGUUUCUAGACAAAAUGCCCGCACAGAUCGGCCUACUCGGCAUCCAAAUAAUUUGGACACGGGAUGGUGAGCUGGCCCUGAUGCAGGCAAGGCAAGACAAGAAAAUAAUGAUGGAGACUAACAACAAGUUCCUGGAGUUACUAAACACCCUCAUCGACCAAACCACGAGAGAUCUCCUCAAGAUUGAGCGCAUCAAGUUCGAAACGCUUAUCACGAUACAUGUCCACCAGCGGGACAUUUUUGAUAUGCUGUGUCGACUGAACGUACGCUCUGCGACCGAUUUCGAAUGGUUAAAACAAUGUCGUUUCUACUUCAAAGAAGAUGCGGAUAAAACUUUAAUAUCAGUGACAGACGUCACUUUCGCUUACCAGAACGAGUACCUCGGGUGUACUGAGAGAUUGGUCAUCACACCGCUGACUGACAGAUGCUACAUAACGCUAGCUCAAGCUUUGGCAAUGAGUAUGGGAGGCGCGCCCUGUGGCCCUGCGGGGACGGGUAAAACGGAGACUGUCAAAGAUAUGGGCAAGACACUCGCCAAGUACGUCGUCGUAUUCAAUUGCUCCGAUCAAAUGGACUACAGAGGUUUAGGUCGGAUAUACAAGGGUCUGGCUCAAUCUGGCUCUUGGGGUUGUUUCGACGAGUUCAACCGGAUUGAGCUCCCAGUGCUGUCGGUGGCUGCGCAGCAAGUCGCCGUCGUGCUCUCAGCCAAGAAGGAAAAGAAGAAGACAUUCAUCUUCACUGAUGGAGACACAUCGGAAAUGUGCCCAGAGUUUGGCAUAUUUAUUACAAUGAACCCAGGAUACGCCGGCCGUAAAGAGUUGCCUGAAAAUCUCAAGAUCCAAUUCCGCACCGUUGCUAUGAUGGUGCCCGAUCGGCAAAUCAUCAUACGAGUGAAACUCGCCUCCUGUGGCUUCUUAGAGAACAUCACACUUGCAAGAAAAUUCUACACCCUUUACAAGCUGUGUGAGGAACAACUAACUAAGCAGGUCCAUUAUGACUUCGGUCUUCGCAACAUUCUCUCCGUGCUCCGGACGCUCGGUGCGGUCAAACGAGUCAAUUCCAAGGACAAUGAAAGUACUAUAGUGAUGCGGGUUCUCAGGGACAUGAACUUGUCUAAACUGAUAGACGAGGAUGAACCACUCUUCAUAUCGCUCGUCGCUGACCUUUUCCCGAACCAAGCGUUGGAGAAGACAACCUAUACGGAGUUAGAAGAGAGUGUAAAGAAACAAGUAGCACAAACCGGGCUAAUUUAUCAUCCACCUUGGGUCUUGAAAAUCAUUCAGUUGUAUGAAACACAAAGAGUCCGACACGGAAUAAUGACCUUAGGUCCUCCCGGAGCAGGAAAAACAACUUGUAUUCAUACCCUUAUGAACGCACUAUCUGAAACUGAAAAUCCACACAAAGAAAUGCGCAUGAACCCCAAAUCUAUAACAGCAGCUCAAAUGUUCGGACGUCUGGACGUUGCCACCAACGAUUGGACAGAUGGAAUAUUUUCCGCAUUAUGGAGGAAGACACUAAAAAUAAAAACAGGAGAGCACAUAUGGUUAGUUUUAGAUGGACCGGUAGACAGCAUAUGGAUUGAAAAUUUGAACUCUGUCUUAGAUGACAACAAAACGUUAACGUUGGCUAACGGAGAUCGACUAACAAUGUCACCUACAUCAAAAAUAAUAUUUGAACCCGAAAAUAUAGAUAAUGCUUCACCAGCGACAGUAUCCAGAAAUGGAAUGGUUUAUAUGAGCUCCUCAGGUUUGGAUUGGGACCCAGUUCUUCGAGCUUGGUUAAAUUCACGCUCGCCUUUAGAAGUAGAUAUAUUUGGCGCAUUGUUCGAAAAAACAUUUCCUGUCGUAUACACUUGGUGUACUCAAAACCUAGUGUUUAGUAUGAAAGUCCUUCAAAGCAAUAUUGUGUUGCAAAUGCUCAGUCUUUUAGAAGGUCUAGUUCCACCUCAAGUAGUGGAACCUGAAGAACCAUCUGGAUCUAAAUCAGUAAACGGUGAUGUAGACGAUGAAGAAGAAAAAGAGAAAACAGAAGAAAUUGUAUUAUUCACUCCUGAACACUUACACAAAAUUUACGUUUUUACACUAUUUUGGGGAUUUGGAUCGUUAUUAGAAACAAACGACAGGAUGCGCCUUGAUUCAUACAUUAAGAAAAAUUUCUCAGAAGUACUUGAUAUACCUAAACAUCCCAAUAAUAAACCAUGUAUUUCUUUCGAUUUUUACGUAAAGCAUCCAGGUAAAUGGGAGCUAUGGGAUGACCUAGUUAUGAAUUAUCAGUAUCCCGACACGGCUACACCAGACUAUUCAACCAUUUUGGUCCCCAUCGUUGAUAAUGUGAGAAUCAAUUAUCUUAUUCAUUGUAUUGCUAAACAAGGAAAAGCAGUACUACUUUUAGGUGAACAAGGCUCCGCAAAAACGGUCAUGAUGAAAGCUUACAUGAAAAAUGCAAAUCCAGAGCAGUUUAUGGGCCGUUCAUUCAAUUUCUCCUCGGCUACAAGUCCGUACCAAUUCCAAAAAACAAUAGAGAGUUAUGUAGAAAAGAGAAGUGGUAUGACCUUUGGGCCGCCAGGAGGAAAGAAAAUGCUGGUUUUCAUAGACGAUAUUAAUUUACCACAAAUAAAUGAAUGGGGCGAUCAAAUUACAAACGAAAUCGUUAGACAGACGAUGAGCAUGGGUGGAUUUUAUAGUUUGGAGAAACCAGGAGACUUUACUACAAUUGUUGAUAUUCAAUUUUUGGGCGCAAUGGGACAGCCGGGUGGAGGUAGAAAUGAUAUUCCAGCACGACUGAAACGACAGUUUGCAAUAUUCAACUGUCCUCUUCCAAAUAACGACGCUAUAGAUAAGAUAUUUAAAGUUAUUGGCGAAGGUCAUUACAACGCAAAGCGAGGAUUCACUAUUGAAGUUAGAAAUCUCAUUAAGAAAGUAAUACCUUUGACUAGAGAAUUAUGGAUAAGAACUAGACAAAAUUUAUUACCGACCCCAGCAAAAUUUCAUUACGUUUUUUCUUUGAGAGAUUUAUCUCGAGUUUGGCAAGGUUUAGUGGGGACUUUACCUACAGUAAUUGAAUCGGAAAAAUGUUUAAUGUUAUUAUGGAAACACGAAUGCUCUAGAGUGUUUUCAGACAGAUUUACACAUCAAGCUGACAAAGAUUGGUUUAAUAAAGCUUUAUUUGAUAUAGCAGAGGAAAUAUUAGGAUCUGAAUAUAAAAAAAUGAUGGAAAAAGAACCUGUAUUCGUAGAUUUUAUGAGAGAUGCACCAGAGCCUACUGGUGAAGAAGGUGAAGAUGCAGAUAUGGAACUGCCCAAAGUAUAUGAGCCUGUAUUUGAUUACAGUGAACUACGCGAACGUUUGGACAUGUUUCUUGCACAGUUUAAUGAAAUGGUCAGAGGAUCAGGCAUGGAUCUCGUUUUCUUCCCUGACGCCAUGUUACAUUUGGUGAAAAUCUCAAGGGUGAUAAGGCAUCCGCGAGGAAACGUCAUGCUUGUAGGAGUAGGAGGCUCAGGCAAACAGUCUUUAACUAAAUUAUCCACGUUCAUAGCUGGAUACCGAUCCUUUCAGAUUGCUUUAACCAGAUCGUACAACGUUGGCAACUUCUUAGAAGAUUUAAAGCUACUGUACAGAUCAUGUGGAGUGCAAGGUAAAGGAACGACAUUUAUAUUUACGGAUUUGGAUAUAAAAGAAGAAGGUUUCCUAGAGUAUUUAAAUAAUAUUUUGUCCUCUGGUGUGAUAUCAAAUCUAUUCACGAAAGACGAACAACAAGAAAUAAUUUCCGAAUUGACUCCAAUUAUGAAGCGUGAGAAUCAAAAGCGAACGAUAACCAAUGAAUUGGUGAUGGAGUAUUUUUUGAAUAGAACAUGUCAAAAUUUGCAUGUCGUAUUGUGUUUUUCACCUGUAAGUGAAGCAUUCAGAUACAGGGCGAUGCGGUUUCCUGCAUUAAUAUCGGGUUGUACCAUUGAUUGGUUUCAACCAUGGCCUAAAGACGCCCUCGUGUCGGUAGCUGAUCACUUUUUAGCAGAGUUUGAAAUCGAAUGUACAAUAGAAGUUAAAAAAGAAUUAGUUACAGUUUUAGGUACGAUUCAAGAUGUAGUAUCAAAAGUCUCCACUGAAUACUUCCAAAGAUUUCGGCGAUCCUCACAUGUUACCCCUAAAUCAUAUCUCAGUUUCAUUGGAGGAUACAAAACUAUCUACCAAAUGAAACAGAAGGAAUUAGGGGACGGAGCUUUGCGAAUGGAUACAGGCUUGGAAAAACUACGCGAAGCUUCGAUUGCUGUGGAAGUCUUGAAGAAAGAUUUAUCUGUGAUGGAACAAGAUUUAGCGUUGGCUUCAGAGAAAGCUGGUCGUGUUUUAACAGAAGUUACUGAGAGAGCUAUGCAAGCUGAAAUUGUUAAAAACCAAGUCCAAAUAGUAAAAGAAAAAGCUGAGGCUCUAGUAGCAUAUAUUGCAGAAGAAAAAGAAAAAGCAGAAAGAAAAUUAGAAGCAGCUAAACCAGCUUUAGAAGAAGCAGAAGCUGCUUUGAAUACUAUAAAACCAGCACAUAUUGCAACCGUACGGAAAUUAGGACGACCACCACAUCUUAUCAUGAGAAUUAUGGAUUGCGUGUUGAUACUAUUCCAGAGAAGAUUACAUCCGCUGAUACCGGAUACAGCUGCACCAUGUCCAAAACCAUCGUGGGCUGAGUCAUUAAAGAUGAUGGCCAGCACCACAUUUUUGCUUCAAUUGCAAAACUAUCCAAAAGAUAUCAUCAACAAUGAGAUGGUGGAACAUCUCGUUCCAUACUUUGAAAUGGAAGAUUAUAACAUGGACACAGCUAAGCGGGUCUGCGGUGACGUUGCUGGUUUACUGUCAUGGACUAAAGCUAUGGCAUUUUUCCACAGCGUUAAUAAAGAAGUAUUACCUUUAAAGGCAAACUUAAUGAUGCAAGAGGCUAGAUUAAAGGUAGCUAUGGAAGAUUUAGCAUCAGCAGAAAGACAACUGGAAGAACGAGAAAUGUCGUUAAGAAAAGUAAAAGAACAAUAUGAAUCCGCUGUAUCUGAGAAACAGCAAUUAACUGAUGCAGCAAACGUGUGCUUGAGAAAAAUGACUGCUGCAACUGCACUGAUAAAUGGUUUAGGAGGCGAAAAAAUCAGAUGGACCCAACAAAGUAAGGACUUCAAAGAACAACUUGGUAGGUUAGUUGGAGAUGUAGUCUUAGCCACUGGAUUUUUAUCCUAUUGUGGGCCAUACAAUCAAGAGUUUAGAAAUAGUUUGCUCGAUACAUGGAUGGGGAUUUUAAAGAAAAAAGAGAUACCUGUCACUGAUAAUUUGAAUAUUACGAACAUGCUUGUUGAAAACGCGACUAUUUCGGAAUGGACACUGCAAGGACUUCCGAAUGAUGAUCUAUCAGUUCAAAAUGCUCUGAUUGUUACAAAAGCAAGUUCAUAUCCACUAUUGGUCGAUCCUCAAAGUCAAGGAAAGAAUUGGAUAAAAAAUAAAGAAAGUACAAAUGAAUUACAAAUUACCUCCCUAAACCACAAAUAUUUCCGAACCCAUUUAGAAGAUAGUUUAUCAUUAGGAAGACCAUUAUUAAUAGAAGAUGUCGGUAUAGAAUUGGAUCCUGUAAUCGACAAUGUUUUAGAAAAAAACUUUAUAAAAUCAGGGUCAAUAGAAAAAGUAAUGGUAGGUGACAAGGAAUGUGACGUAAUGCCUGGUUUUAUGCUAUAUAUUACAACAAAAUUACCUAAUCCGGCAUAUUCGCCUGAAAUUAGUGCUAAAACAUCUAUAAUAGAUUUUACUGUCACAAUGAGAGGUCUUGAAGACCAGUUAUUAGGUCGAGUAAUACUAAUGGAGAAAUCUGAUUUGGAAGAAGAACGUGUUGCUCUGUUUGAAUCGGUAAUGAAAAAUCAAAGAAGUAUGAAAGAAUUGGAAAGUAACUUGCUUUGUCGAUUGACAUCUUCUGAAGGCUCCUUGGUAGAUGACGAAGCCCUUAUUCAAGUACUACAAAUAACAAAAACUACAGCCGAAGAGGUGAACGAGAAAUUAAAAGUAGCAGAAGUUACAGAGAAAAAAAUUGUUAAAGCUAGAGAAGAAUUUAGAGCAGUUGCAGCAAGAGGAUCGAUUUUAUAUUUUUUGAUCGUCGAAAUGAGUAACGUUAAUUUAAUGUAUCAAAAUUCCUUAAAACAAUUUCUGACUAUAUUUGAUAAUUCCAUUACUAAAUCUACUAAAAGUAAUGAUACAGAAGAAAGAAUCAAUAUAAUUUUGAAAUAUUUGACGCACGAAGUUUGGGCAUUUACGCUGCGUAGUUUAUAUGAACGACACAAGGCUUUAUUUACAUUGAUGUUGGCUAUGAAAAUUGACUGUCACAGAGGCUUGAUAUCCCAUGAUGAAUUUACUGCGUUUGUUAAGGGCGGGGCUUCUCUCGACCUGAAUGCUGUCACUCCGAAACCGUUCAGAUGGAUUUUAGACAUCACAUGGCUGAACUUAGUAGAAAUAAGUAAACUAAAAACCUUUUCAGACGUGCUCGGUAGGAUAUCGUCGAACGAGAAGGAGUGGCGUACCUGGUACGAGAAAGCCAAGCCCGAGGAAGAAGCGAUACCCAGUGGGUACAACGAUAGCCUCGAUGUGUUUCGGAAGCUCCUCCUCAUUAGAUCAUGGAGUCCCGAUCGCACUUUGUCUCAAGCAAGAAAAUAUAUAGUUGACUCUCUUGGUCCCGAAUAUGGUGAAGGUUGUAUACUGAACCUGGAAGCAACGUGGGAGGAAUCAGAACCACGAACCCCGCUUAUCUGCAUACUGUCUAUCGGAUCUGAUCCCUCAGCACAGAUUGCCGCUCUCGCCAAAGCUAAGGAAAUUGUUUUAAAGGCAGUGUCUAUGGGUCAAGGUCAAGAAAUUGUUGCGCGCAAAAUGAUCUCAGACUCGAUGAACGAAGGGGGCUGGGUGCUGUUACAGAAUAUUCACCUUUCAUUACCAUUCUGCGUUGAAGCUAUGGAUGCCCUCAUCGAGACUGAACAUAUACAGGAGUCAUUUCGCUUGUGGCUUACUACCGAAGUGCACACGGAAUUCCCUAUAGGCCUACUACAAAUGGCCAUAAAGUUCACAAACGAACCACCACAAGGAAUCCGAGCAAGUAUGAAAAGGACCUAUCAAAACAUCACACAAGACUCUCUGGACUAUUCAUCAUUAGCGCAAUGGCCACCUUUAUUGUAUGCCGUGGCGUUUUUGCAUACGAUAGUCCAAGAAAGACGAAAGUUCGGGCCUCUCGGAUGGAAUAUUCCAUAUGAAUUCAAUCAAGCCGAUUAUGCUGCUAGCGUUCAAUUUGUCCAAAAUCAUCUCGAUGAAAUAGACCCAAAAAAGGGUAUUUCCUGGCCGACCAUCUGUUAUAUGCUUGGCGAAGUUCAGUAUGGUGGUCGUGUCACUGACGAUUUUGAUAAACGAUUACUCACAACUUUCACAAAUGUAUGGUUCUGCGACGUACUUCUGAGGCCUGGAUUUGAAUUUUAUAAAGGCUACAAAGUACCCCAGACGCGAAAUUUACAAGGUUAUGUGGAUUAUAUAAAUCAAUUGCCCUUAACGGAUACCCCGGAAGUGUUCGGUUUACACGGCAACGCUGACAUAACGUUUCAAAUCAAUAGUGCUAAAGACAUAUUGGAUACUAUUUUAAGCGUACAACCGAAAGAGGGUGGAAGUCAAGGCGGAGAGACCAGAGAAAGUAUCGUUUAUCGUUUAGCCGAAGACAUGUUAGAAAAAUUGCCAAAACAGUACGUUAGUUUCGAAGUAAAGGAAGCUUUACAGAAGAUGGGUGCAUUUCUCCCUAUGAAUAUCUUUUUGAGACAGGAGAUAGACAGAAUUCAGCGAGUAAUCAAGACGGUUCACUCAACGCUGUGCGAUCUAAAACUAGCGAUUGAUGGAACUAUUGUGAUGAGCCAGGGGCUCCGAGAGUCCCUUGAUGCCAUGUACGACGCCCGUAUUCCACAGAAAUGGUUGAAGGUGUCGUGGGAGUCGGCUACACUAGGCUUCUGGUACACAGAGCUGCUUGAACGUGAGCAACAAUACCGCAUAUGGCUACGAAACGGCAGACCUAGCACGUUUUGGAUGACCGGCUUCUUCAACCCACAGGGAUUUCUCACCGCUAUGAGACAAGAAGUGACACGUAGUCACAAAGGUUGGGCACUCGAUUCGGUGGUAUUGCAAAAUCUUAUCACCAAACUUAACAGAGAGGACGUACAUGAAGGGCCAGCGGAAGGUGUUUACGUUUACGGACUGUUCCUUGAAGGAGCAUCAUUGGACCGGAAGACGGGUAAACUCAUUGAAUCCAAGCCCAAAGUACUUUACGAGCAGAUGCCUGUCAUCUACAUAUUCGCAAUCAACACUACAGCUGGAAAGGACCCUCGCCUUUACGAGUGUCCUAUAUACAGAAAGCCACAAAGGACCGAUGCCAAAUAUGUGGGGUCAAUUGAUUUCGAGACGGACAGUAACCCACGACACUGGACGUUAAGAGGAGUGGCGCUCUUGUGCGAUAUCAAGUAGAUGAAAGAAGAGUAUAAUUAUGUUCUUCUCUUAGAACAUGUUGGAAUGGGUAUAGGUCUCUGCGAAGUUGGACCUUUGAAAAUUGACACCCCAGGAUCGGGCAAACUUUAUUAGAAGCUCUACAUCUGCACUAAUAUAUUGUGCUUUCUAUAACCACUUGCAACAGGAAUGAAAAGUGGGCAGGACGAAUUAUCUCGAUAGAUGUCUACGCUAACCCUAUAAGGGCUACAGUAAUAGAGACAUGUGAAGAUUGAAUAUAAAUUUCUUAUUAGUUGGGAUCAUUCAAAUAUUCGCUUUACCCUAUAGUUGCAAAAAAUACACGUCUUUGACUUUGAGACACUUCUUUAACUCAACUAUGCGUGAUUUCAUUUUGCAAGCUUAAGUACCAUUUUAAAUUUUGAAGUGUAGGUACAUAUUUAGAUGAAUCCUUAAAAUGCAAUUGAAGCAUCUUCCAUUUCUUAAUGCAUAUGCAUGAAUCCUCAAAAUACAAUUGAGGCAACUUCCAUUUCUGAAUGCAUAUGCAUGUUCCUUCUAAAUAUAAUUGAAGC